Molecule: messenger RNA, 3348 nt
Organism: Cydia amplana
Lineage: Eukaryota; Metazoa; Arthropoda; Insecta; Lepidoptera; Tortricidae
Exons: 1
Coding region: 1-3348 (1115 amino acids)
Source: RefSeq, a predicted model, not a curated record
AUGUCGGAAAAGGAAGCACGUAGCCUUCGCUCGCGCAGGAAGGGCCUGCCUGCCCCUGCGCCCAACGCGGACACCCCUACCCCCUCGUCGGGCAAGACGACGUCCGGCGAGACGAAUACGUGGAGCAAAGGCACCAGUGGCAACCAGAAAACUAGUGGUGAUAAUGAGUCGGUACACUCGGAAGUGUUUGAUGAUACGGUAGUAGUUCGCAGUAGGUCGAAUACGCUAGUACGUAAUGAAACCGCUGUCGCGCCGCCGCCGCGGGCGCCGUCUGAUCGCGCAUCAAAUAGGGAUCGCGAAUCGGUACAUAGGGACCGCGAUAGUGAAAUAGCCGUGCUAAUGGCUCGGCUCGAGGUUCAUAAAGCCGCUCUAGUCGUUGCUAAGACAGAGUCCGAUACUGCAAAAUUGAGGCUGCAGAUUGCCCAAGUAAAGGCGCAAUCUGACGGCAGCAGUAUCGCGACUGAAGUCGAAGAACGAACUAGGAAUUGGGUAGAACGACAGCCGAAGACACAGCACGAGAUCGCGAAUGAUAGUAAAAUCCCGUUACCGAAACAGACCGCCGCGCCGCGCGCCGCCGCCGACCGGGCUAGCAGACCGCAACCGCGAUUUUAUGAAGUGCCACAUAAUAAUUACGCACCUAUCUACCACAAACCGGCCGAGUUACCCGCCUUCAGCGGAGAUAUCACAGAAUGGAUAUCAUUUAGGGCAGAGUUCGAGGACACGUCCCCCAUGUUUAGUGCCGUCAAUAACGUCAGUCGUAUUAGGCGCGCGCUUAAGGGCGAGGCUCGGACGGCCGUAAAAUCGAUUAUGUACACAGUUCAGGACCCGUACGAGAUAAUGGAAGCGCUAGAACGGCAAUUCGGCGACCCCGAGGAAAUUGUGCUUACGGAACUUCAUAAUAUAAAACGCAUGCCGCGUUUAUCCGAAGACAAUUCGAACAUAGCGUCAUUCGCCGCGCAUAUCGCGAACGCCGUCGCCACCAUUCGAUCGUUGCGUCAAGAGCAGUAUUUACACGCGCCUGAACUCGUGAACAAAAUAGUGGACAAAUUGAAUCUGAUAGUGCGCUACGAAUGGGCAAAGUAUAGGCAGUCUAACGUAGAAUCACCCGGGUUAGUUGCGAUAUCCGAGUUUCUUAACGAAAUUAGCACUGCAGCCAAGCGCGUCAACCGACAUAGGCCGUCUAAUAGAUUGCGGAAUACGGUGAACACGGUGUCUUUUGAGCACGAACCGAGACGAUCGAGCCAAGCUCUCUCUGGGUCUCGCGCCCCCGCGUUCCACCGCGAUUAUAGUUCGGAUUCGGAUGAAUCAGAUUCCCACGAAACAUACGCACGUGAUACGGGAAGUAGAUCGCGCAAUAGUAAACCGACUGUAGCUCAAGUCAAGCACCGCGAUGGUAAUUUGAAAAAAAAGCCCGCGUCAACCGGAGCUAAGCCCAAAAGGCAGAUAUCGUCCGUCUCUGUCUCGCACGCUACGUGUGUCAUAUGUAAAAGCGGCAAAGAGCACAAAGUUAGUGAGUGUUCUAAAUUUCUAGCUGCGACGAUAUCUGAGCGUUGGGACUUAGUGAAGGGUGCUAAAUUGUGCUUUAGAUGUUUAGACGCGAAUCACCGUAAGCCGUUUAAGUGCAAAUAUGUCGCGUGCGGCAUGAGUCAGUGCGAAGCCGGACAUAAUAAACUAUUACACGGAUUGAACGCGGCCGCGCCCGCGAACGGUAAUAGUACUCCGGCGGCAUCAGUACUCAACGUUAGACUUCCGCAGACGUACCUCAAAAUCAUGCCUGUAGAGGUGUCGGGACCGUUAGGUACCGUCCAAACUCUCGCGCUAUUAGACGAAGGCGCGGCAAUGACUUUGAUGCUACACGAAACUGCGGACAAAAUCGCGCCUCGCGUACGCGGUGAAACUUUAGAAAUAGAAGGUAUAGGCGGCGUAGUACGGGACCCAGAUUCGUAUUCAUUACGAGUCGCCAUACGGGGUUUUUGUAGCCGACAUAUGGAAAUGAUGGAGACGUUCACAGUUUGCGAUGUAGGUUUAGGCGCGCAGGGCGUACCGCGAGACGUAGUAGAUAAGUGCGAUCACUUAUCGAAAAUCGCGGACGAAUUAAGUUACCCGCCCGCAGUACCUACUAUCGUCAUAGGUCAAGAUAACUGGCAUCUCAUCGUUACUCGGCAAAUUUUAGACGGCCCGCCUAACCUUCCUGUAGCGAGCCUAACGCGGCUGGGCUGGGUAUUGCAUGGCCCCGAUCGCACACGGCGCGCCACAGUUCAUUUCGUAGGUCACGCACGGCCUAAAACCGCGGAGGACGAGGCCUUGGAACUUAUGAAACGGCAUUUUGAUAUCGAGUCAUUAGGCGUUUCGCAAAAGUUACCUCGGGCCGACCCCGACCAACGCGCGCUAGACUUAUUGAAAGCCACAUGCGAGAAGAUAUCGGGGGAGCAAAGGUAUCGAUCGGGCUUACUAUGGCGGACAGAUGACGAGAAACUCCCCGAUAACCGAGCGCAAGCAUUAAAACGGCUAUACAGUCUAGAACGGAAACUAGACCGCGAUGCGACACUUAAAGCCGAAUAUGCGAAGCAUAUGAGCAAUUUGCUCGACAAAGGUUACGCGGAGAAAAUGGACUCGCCACCGCCCCCCGAUGCACCCCGGACGUGGUAUCUAGCGCAUUUCCCCACUUUUCACCCGCAACGCGGCAAAAUGAGAUUAGUGUGGGACGCGGCCGCCACAGCUUACGGACGUUCGCUAAAUAGCGCGCUGUUGGCCGGCCCCGAUCUGUUAGAGUCACUUUUUGGCGUAUUAGUGCGCUUUCGCGAAGGUAAAAUCGCCGUGAUAGCCGACGUCAAAGAAAUGUUUUUACAGAUCGAAAUAAUUGAGCAAGAUCGCGAUGCGUUACGUUUCGUUUGGCGGGGGGAGGACCGCACCUCUCCACCGCAAGAAUACAGAAUGAAGCGGCUUAUAUUCGGAUCGGCAGCGUCGCCGACAACCGCGUUAUACGUCAAAAACGAAAACGCAAAAACGCAUAGUAAGGAAUUUCCGAUCGCAGCUGAAAAAACGAUAAAGAAUACGUACAUGGACGACAUGUUGAUCGCACUCGAUACGUCCGAGGAGGAAGCCAGACGCGUAGCAAACGAGGUUUACGAGUUAAACAUGCGCGCGUCAUUCGAGCUUCGCGGGUUCGCAUCGAACCAUCCUGCGGUAAUAGCUGACGUAGUUAAAAGUAAGGAGGAAACGUCGCAGUUAGGCGCAAACGAGAGCGAACGUACCUUAGGUUUGAAGUGGAAUCACAAGCGUGACACCUUAGGUUUCAACGUAAACUUUCGUAAUACGCCCGAAGACGUACUUAACGGUCAGAAAUGA